UAUAAUGGUGGUCUUUACCAUUGAAAGUUUCAAAAUUCUUCAAAGGAGGAUCGGACCCAAUUUCAGUUGACCAAUGAAGUAGGUGCUUCUUUGAAAAAAUGGAACAUGAAUCUUCAAGGAAUUGGUGGGUUUGAGCUCAAUUGGAUCUUGCUCUUAUGCUUUUACAGGGUUGAGCUUUUGCAUGCAAACUAUUUGUUGAAAUUUCCAUGUGAAGAAAAAAGGUCUCAUUUUUUUUCAUUUUGUAGCCGAAAACAAUAACAAAAAGUUGUUUUUUUUAACUCGGGUUGUCGAGAAAAACUAGAGUGGUGCUGUUUAGUAAGAUGGUUGAGCCAUAUUUUAAAGCAUGGAAUACCAUGAUAAGUGACUGUAAUGGAGAUUUUAGACAAGAUUAUCAGGCUGUUGCAUCGAUUCUCAAGUCUUGUGCUGGACUGUCAGCUAUAAAAUGCGGGAGAGCUCUUCACGGGAGUAUUGUUAAAAUAGGUCAUGUUUCUUGCCAUGCUGUGUCUAAGGCCUUGCUUAAUAUGUAUGCCAAAUGUGGAGCUCUAGAUGAAAGCAAGAAGCUUUUUGGUGAAAUUGGUAGUUGUAAUGAUCGUGAUCCUAUUUUUUGGAACAUUCUCUUAUCUGGGUAUGCUGGUUCCAGAGUUUAUGAUGCUGAGACUUUGAGGUUAUUCAGGGAAAUGCAUGGUGCUAAUUAUCCGAAGCCUAGUUCUGUUACUGCUGCUAUUGUUCUUCCUGUUUGUGCUCGCUUAGGGGAUGUAUAUAUGGGUAGGAGUGUGAAUUGUUAUGCUAUUAAAUCUGGAUUGGAUACACAUACACUUGCUGGGAAUGCAUUGGUGUCGAUGUAUGCAAAAUGUGGACUAGUAUGCCAAGAUGCUUAUGCUGCUUUUGAUAGUAUUGAUGAAAAAGAUGUUGUUUCAUGGAAUGCGAUUAUUUCAGGGUUUGCAGAGAAUAAUUUGAUGGAGGAUGCAUUUAGAUUGUUUAGUUCGAUGCUAAAAGGUCAAAUAAAGCCAAAUUAUACUACCUUAGCUAAUAUUCUGCCUGUUUGUGCAUCUUUUGACGGGUAUAUUGCUUACUGGUUUGGGAAAGAGAUUCACGGUUAUGUGCUCCGGCAUAACGAGUUGUUAGCGGAUGUUUUUGUCUGGAAUGCUUUGGUAAGUUUCUAUUUAAGAGUUGGACGGGUAGAAGAAGCAGAAUUGCUGUUUCGAAGAAUGGAAUUGAGAGAUUUGGUUUCAUGGAAUGCUAUUAUUGCAGGAUAUGCAUCAAAUGGUGAAUGGUCAAAAGCUUUGGAAUUGUUUCAUGAAUUACUUACUCUAGACAUGAUUGAGCCAGAUUCUGUCACCCUUCUCUGCAUUAUUCCUGCCUGUGCACAGUCUAGAAACUUGCACGUUGGUAAAAUGAUUCAUGGCUAUGUCCUUCGGCAUCCAUUAUUAUGUGAGGAUACAUCUGUCGGGAAUGCUCUAGUUAGUUUUUAUGCCAAGUGUGAUGACAUAGAAGGAGCAUACGAGACAUUUUUUAUGAUUUCUCGGAGGGACCUAAUAUCAUGGAAUUCUAUGCUUGAUGCUCUUGUUGAGAGUGGGUAUAAUACCUGGUUUCUGGAAUUAUUACGGUGGAUGCUUAGUGAAGGAACUACACCUGAUUCUGUUACAAUCUUAAGUGUUGUUCACUUUUGUGUUAAUGUUUUGAAAGAAGACAAGGUUAAAGAGGCCCAUAGCUACUCAAUUAGGCAUGGUCUUUUAGCAUCAAAAUUUGAUGUUGAACCUACCAUUGGAAAUGCAAUACUUGAUGCAUAUGCUAAAUGUGGUAACAUUGAGUACGCAUCUAAAGUUUUCCAGAGUUUAUCAGAGAACAGGAAUUUGGUCACUUUCAAAGCAAUGAUCUCAGGUUAUAUCAAUUGCGGGUUACUUGAUGAAGCAUAUAUAACUUUUAACAGGAUGCCUUCCUCAGAUCUCUCAGUUUGGAAUCUAAUGGUUAGAUUAUAUGCUGAAAAUGAUUGUUCUAGUCAAGCUCUUGGUCUUUUCCAUGAGCUACAAGCUCAAGGAAUAAAACCCGAUGCAGUGACUAUCAUGAGCCUCCUUCCAUCAUGUGCUGAAAUGGCUUCUGUGCAAUUGAUAAAGCAGUGCCACGGAUAUGUGAUCAGGUCUUGUUUUGGUGAUCUCCACUUGGAUGGAGCUCUGCAAGAUGUAUAUGCAAAAUGUGGCAGCAUAGGCUAUGCUUUUAAACUUUUUCAAUUAAUUCCAAAUAAGGAUCUGAUUAUAUUCACUGCCAUGAUUAGAGGAUAUGCCAUGCAUGGUAUGGGAAAGGAAGCUCUUGGGACUUUCUUUCAUAUGAUUGAAUUGGGUAUAAAGCCAGAUCAUGUUAUCAUCACCACUGUUUUAUCUGCAUGCAGUCAUGCUGGCCUUGUAGAUGAAGGAUUAAAUAUAUUUUAUUCUAUAGAGAAGGUCCAUGGAAUGAAGCUAACCAUGGAACAAUAUUCUUGUGUGGUGGAUCUUCUUGCUCGGGGAGGUCGAAUUGAUGAUGCAUUUUCUAUUGUGACUGGAAUGCCCAUUGAAGCUAAUGCAAAUAUAUGGGGGACGCUGUUAGGUGCCUGCAGGACCCAUCAUGAAGUGGAAUUGGGUCGUUUUGUAGCGAACCGUUUAUUUAAAAUUGAAGCAGAGAAUAUUGGGAACUAUGUAGUUUUGUCAAACCUGUAUGCAGCAGAUGCUAGAUGGGAUGGAGUCAUGGAAAUAAGGAAACUGAUGAGGACAAGAGAUCUUAAAAAGCCAGCAGGAUGCAGUUGGAUUGAAGUGGAGAGGAGAAAAAAUGUCUUUGUGGCUGGAGAUACUUCUCAUCCUCAUAGAAUUGAUAUUUACAGAAUAUUAAGUACCUUAAAUGACCAAAUCAAAGAGCCAUUUCAAUUAAAUCAACUGUUAAACUUACAGCUUUCUGAAUGUUAGAUGUGAAAGCAAGUGGAGUUGCCUUGCAAAAGAUGUUACUAUAAUCGGAUAUAAAUUUUCUAAGGCAAAAUUCUGCUGCAUUGAGGUGUAGACACAAUCUCUCUACUUCAUGUUGAUUCAGUUGUUAAACAUGAUCCACUUCAAGUUAAUCUAUUGGAUGCAAUGUUUCCCAACUUCUGUGUCAGGAUCAUGGAAUGAGUUUCUGCUACAGUUUUGAUGAGGCUGCAGGAUCUAAUCUACAAGAGACCUCGUCGCGCACACAAGUACCAGUUAACACAACGUCCUUUACUUCGCAUGACUUGCUUGGGGGGAUGUUAAAGGAAACAAGGCGAGCAACUCUGGUUCAGUGUAACCAGGUUUAGACCGUGGUGAUGGAUGCAGUUUUGAUAAAAUGGUGGAAGGGGAGAACAUGAACGAAGGGGUUCCUGCAGGACUUGGAAGAAGACUCUGAUUACCCGAUGUUGUUGGCGAUGUACUAGGUUUGAAGUUAAGAGGGGGCUUCACUAUCUCUAGCUUGGGCCUUAGGUUCUGCCUUCUUUCAUGGAGUUUAGGUGUUGAUCUCUUUAUGCCUGCAAUCUUUGUUGCUGCUCCUGCUGUUCCUUCUGCUGCAUCACCCUCUGAUGAGCCUGUUAACCGCUGAACAACAUCACGAAAGGCCUUUGUGUCUGUUUGCACAAAUGUAGUAAUAGGUUUACCACCGACUGUGCUCUGGCUUGGCGGCUUCUCCAUUGAUGCUUAUCUCAAUGUACAAGCUUGCUCCCAAGUCAUUUAGGAUACGACCUGAAAAGGUUCAAAUUUGUGAGCUGGAAGCCUCUCAUUUAUGGAAGAAACAUGCAUACGGUUAGGCAGAAUUCAUGCAUCUAAAGAGUGACAUCUAUUACAUCAAAGCAUGUAUAUGUAUAUAUAUAUAUGUAUAUAUAUAUUAUUAGUGAAAGUGCCCAUGAAAUGUUUGGCAGCACCUUGGCUUGCCUAACUCCUUUCAUUUUAGAGCAGUCAAAAGUAUAAACUUUAACUAAAAGACGAAGGUAGGCUUUCAUUGCAGUUGGAUAGGAAUUAUAUAUACCAUGCUUGAGUUACAAUCCAUAGACAUGGAGCCAUAUUUUGGACGUGGCAAUCACAUUUGCCAAUAACAAGUAGCAAUGCCUUUUGCAUGGUGUGUUUGCGUGUCUUGAGACACAUUGUUAUGGGUUCUGGCUUGGUUUUAGGCUUACCUAUUUUCUUUUGACUCUUGAAUGGUUACAGGCAAGUGUUAAUCUCUCUCCCUUCACAAUUUAUAUUGCUUCCUAUCAGUCUCAAAAUCAUGGUUUUGACCAGCAUAAUUCAAAUUGAGGUCCUGUUUUAUCCGGCUCGGGACCUAAUGCAGAAGAUGGGUCAGAUUCUAAGGUAAAAAGAAACCAUACCUCACAGAACAGGCCUCUGAUUCUUCAGUGAUGCAAGGCGGUGAAAAUCCAGCUACUUUCAGCAAGCAACCUUGGAGGAACAGGAUUAAGGAAUGGAAGAAGAGGCUGUAUGUAUGUAUAAAGUGAUGAAAGGGAAGGAGAGAAGCUGAAGGAGAUUAAAUACAAAUGUACAACAAAAAAAGAAGCCAAGGCUGUUUGUUUGACUCACACUCGACAAUCCAGUUAGGACAAACAAAGGGUAGCCUCAAAAUACUUGCUAGGAAUGGAUUCAUUCAUGACAGCUUCCUAAAAAAACUCACUGGUUUUUAGAGAAAUGGUAAUGGCAUUGACUGAUAACUUAGAAACAUUGACUUUU
Messenger RNA from Populus nigra (black poplar), 4688 nucleotides. RefSeq names its product putative pentatricopeptide repeat-containing protein At5g08490. Gene Ontology annotation, biological process: RNA modification. Gene Ontology annotation, molecular function: protein binding; RNA binding. The transcript is spliced from 5 exons. The record is from RefSeq and is a predicted model, not a curated record. Lineage: Eukaryota; Viridiplantae; Streptophyta; Magnoliopsida; Malpighiales; Salicaceae. Bases 321 to 2933 code for a protein of 870 amino acids.